This is a messenger RNA of Gadus morhua (Atlantic cod), 7752 nucleotides long. RefSeq names its product ATPase phospholipid transporting 11B (gene atp11b). Gene Ontology annotation, cellular component: plasma membrane; recycling endosome; endoplasmic reticulum. The transcript is spliced from 30 exons. Gene Ontology annotation, biological process: phospholipid translocation. Bases 338 to 3814 code for a protein of 1158 amino acids. Gene Ontology annotation, molecular function: ATP hydrolysis activity; ATP binding; magnesium ion binding. Lineage: Eukaryota; Metazoa; Chordata; Actinopteri; Gadiformes; Gadidae. The record is from RefSeq and is a predicted model, not a curated record.
CGGUAGGGUAGGGGGCGGGAGUCUCCGCCGCCAGUAGGCUUCGAGCACACACUGAGGAAACUGGUCGAGCAGACAGGUCGCACUUCCUCACCAGUCGCCUGUCACUUACACCUGGGACUUAUUUAUGCUUGAUAUACAUUCACGGGGAAAUGGAAGUCGUUGGAUUUUACCGCAGAACUGCGCCGUGUCGUUGCGUGACGUGAUGCGGAGAAGGAGCCCGGCGUUUGGAGGAAGAUAUUGAUGCUUUUGAGAGGUUUAAUCGGAGUAGCUAGUAGCUAGCCGCUGCUAGCCCCAGUGCUGGCGGCUCCAGGCGGAAGGGACCGAGAGGACAGAGAGGAUGCUCCGCUGGACCCGGCAGCAGCUGGGCUUCGACCCGCCCCAUCAGAGUGACACCAGAACGGUGUACGUGGCCAACCGGUUCCCCCAACAUGGCCACUACAUACCUCAACGCUUCGCUGACAACAGGAUCAUCUCAUCCAAGUAUACCAUUUGGAACUUUGUCCCCAAGAAUCUGUUUGAGCAGUUCAGGAGGAUAGCCAACUUCUACUUCAUCAUUAUCUUCCUUGUACAGCUGAUGAUCGACACCCCGACGUCCCCCGUCACCAGCGGCCUGCCCCUCUUCUUUGUCAUCACCGUCACUGCCAUCAAACAGGGCUAUGAGGAUUGGCUGCGGCACAACGCGGACAAUGAGGUCAACGGGGCCCCGGUGUUUGUGGUUCGAAGCGGCAGCCUGGUCCAGACGAGAUCCAAGAACAUCCGGGUGGGGGACAUCGUGCGCGUGGCUAAAGACGAGACGUUCCCGGCCGACCUGGUGCUGCUGUCGUCGGACCGCUCCGAGGGCACCUGUCACAUCACUACGGCCAGCCUCGACGGAGAGACCAACCUCAAGACCCAUUUUUCAGUGGCAGAAACGUCAGUGUGUCAGUCGGGGUCCAGGCUGGAGUCCUUGCAGGCUGUGGUUGAGUGUCAACAGCCUGACCCUGACUUGUAUAGGUUCGUGGGGAGGAUCACUGUGACCCAGGAGGGGGAGGAGAUCGUACGUCCGCUGGGGCCGGAGAAUUUGCUGUUGCGGGGAGCCAGGUUGAAAAAUACCAAAGAGAUUUUCGGUGUGGCUGUUUACACGGGCAUGGAAUCCAAGAUGGCUCUCAACUACAAGUGCAAGUCCCAGAAACGUUCCGCAGUGGAGAAGUCCAUGAACACCUUCCUGAUCAUCUACCUGUGCAUCCUGCUGUUCGAGGCGGUGCUCAGUACCAUCCUGAAGUAUGCGUGGCAGGCGGAGAACCAGUGGGACGAGCCCUUCUACAACCAGAAGACGGAGCAGGAGAAGAACAGCAGCCCGAUCCUCAAGUUCAUCUCGGACUUCCUGGCCUUCCUGGUCCUCUACAACUACAUCAUCCCCAUCUCGCUGUACGUCACCGUGGAGAUGCAGAAGUUCUUGGGCUCCUUCUUCAUCGGCUGGGACCUGGACCUGUACCACGAGGAGAGCGACCAGAAGGCCCAGGUCAACACCUCGGACCUCAACGAGGAGCUGGGACAGGUGGAGUACGUUUUCACCGACAAAACGGGAACGCUCACGGAGAACGAGAUGUACUUCCGUGAGUGCUCCAUCAACGGGAUCAAAUACCAGGAGCUGAACGGCCGGCUGGUGCCAGAGGGCGUGAUGGAAGACACGCUGGACGGCUCCAACGCCACUCUGACGGGGGACGAGCUGCUGUUCCUCAAGGCGGUCGCUCUGUGCCACACGGUGCAGAUCAGCUACGACCAGCCCGACAGCAUGGGGGGUGGCGGGGACCCCUUCUCCCACGCCAACGGCUUCUCCUCCGGCACCAUGGAGUACUACGCCUCCUCGCCCGACGAGAAGGCCCUGGUGGAGGCCACCAAGAGGAUGGGCGUGGCCUUCAGUGGUAGCAACGGGGAAAUCAUGGAAAUCAAGACCUGCGGCAAGUCUGAAAAGUAUAAACUGCUUCAUGUCUUGGAGUUUGAUGCAAACCGUAGGAGGAUGAGUGUUAUACUGGAGUCGCCCUCAGGAGGUAAAGUGCUGUUUACCAAGGGGGCAGAGUCCGCCAUCUUGCCUUUCGCCACCAGCGGAGAUAUAGAGAAGACCAGACUGCAUGUGGAUGAGUUUGCUCUGAAGGGACUGCGGACCCUGGUGGUGGCGUGCCGGUUCUUCAGCCCGGAGUCGUACGCGGAGGUGGAGCGGCGUCUGGGCGCGGCGCGCACCGCCCUGCAGCACCGGGACGAGCGGCUGCAGGAGGCCUUCGCCUUCAUCGAGCGGGACCUGCAGCUGCUGGGGGCCACGGGGGUGGAGGACAGGCUCCAGGACAAGGUGCAGGAGACCAUCGAGGCCCUGCGCCUGGCCGGCAUCAAGGUGUGGGUGCUGACGGGGGACAAGCACGAGACGGCGGUGAGCGUCAGCCUGUCCUGCGGCCACUUCCACCGCACCAUGAACAUCCUGGAGCUGCUGCAGCAGCGCACGGACAACGAGUGUGCCGAACAGCUCCGCCUACUGGCCAGGAGGAUCAACGACGACCACGUCAUCCAGCACGGCCUGGUGGUGGACGGGGCCAGCCUGUCGCUGGCGCUACGGCAGCACGAGAAGCUCUUCAUGGACGUGUGCAAGAACUGCUCGGCCGUCCUCUGCUGCCGCAUGGCCCCCCUGCAGAAGGCCAAGGUGGUGCAUCUGUUCAAGACGUCCCCGGAGAGGCCCAUCACCUUGGCCAUCGGAGACGGGGCCAACGAUGUCAGCAUGAUCCAGGAGGCCCACGUGGGAAUAGGCAUCAUGGGGAAGGAGGGGAGGCAGGCCGUGAGAAACAGCGACUAUGCAAUCGCCCGGUUUAAGUUCCUGUCCAAGCUGCUGUUGGUCCACGGACACUUCUACUACAUACGAAUAGCUCAUCUUGUACAGUACUUUUUUUACAAGAAUGUGUGUUUUAUCACACCACAGUUUUUAUACCAGUUCUUCUGUCUGUUUUCACAACAAACCCUGUAUGACGGUGCAUACCUGACCCUAUACAACAUCUUCUUCACCUCCCUGCCCAUCCUGGUGUACAGCCUGUUUGAGCAGCUGGUCCACCCUCACGUCCUCCAGACGAAACCGGCCCUCUACAGGGACAUAAGCAGGAACUCUCUUCUCUCCUUCCGGACCUUUCUCUACUGGACUCUGCUGGGAUUCUGUCAUGCCUUCAUCUUCUUCUUCGGGUCCUACGCUCUGAUAGGAGAGGAUACCAGCCUGAAUGGCAACGGACAGAUGUUUGGGAACUGGACCUUUGGAACCCUGGUGUACACGGUCAUGGUCAUCACUGUGACACUGCAGCUGGCCUUGGAGACCCAUUACUGGACGUGGAUGAACCACUUUGUGACCUGGGGUUCCAUCACCUUCUACUUCAUCUUCUCGCUCUUCUACGGAGGCAUCAUCUGGCCCUUCGUCCAGACCCAGGACAUGUACUUCGUCUUCGUCCAGCUCCUGUCCAGCGGCUCGGCCUGGUUCACCAUCAUCAUCAUCAUCGUCACUUGUCUGUUCCCGGACAUGCUGAAGAAGGUCCUUUACCGGCACCUGCACCCCACUGGCACCCAGAAGAGCCAGUCUCUAUCAGCCCAACAGAGCCAGGGCCUCAGCUGUGUGGAGUCCCUGUGCUGCUACCAGCAUGGGCAGAGUGGCUGCACCCGCCUGGCCCGGCUGCUGGAGCAAAUGAGCGGACGCUGCCCGGCGGGCGCCUCCCACUGCACCGCCGACCCCCGCAGCAGCAACAACAGUCCGUUGAGUAGCCCGGGUUUUGUCCUGACUCCUCCCACGUCUAACGCCUACUCGGACUAGAUCAGCACGGUGUCAGACACCGAUGGUAAGCCGGCCAACCUAACCCAGACGUUACUAAUGCUGUAGGGGUGGAAUAGGGGCAUCGUCUCGGAUCAGAGAAGGUCUCCGCUUUGAAUCGGCCAGGAGGGACUCGUAGAGGUCGUUGAGGAGAGUCUGUUGAUUGAUCAUUAACUCAUUAACCUCCACCGUCGACACCCAUCCCUCACCCCUUCCUCCACCUCCACCUCCACCACCACCACCACCACCCUCCCGCCUUGCUUCUGGUUUUUCCCCACUCAUCCGUCUAACAUGCUAUGGUGGAGGCGCUCUGUCUGUCUUUAGUAGCGUCGGUCCUCACCUCGCACUAGAACCCUUCUUCAGAGCGGGGAAGGGUCCGAGGCAACAGCUCUCCCACCGCGCUGACCGGGCCAGGCUCUCUGCUCACCGCUUCCCACCCGAGUCCAAAGGCUCAGGUGGCUGUACAUAUUGAACCCCAAACACCUCAAAUCAACCACAAUUUUUUCUUUCUUUCCACCUACUAUUGUGUACACACACAAGGGGCCCUCUCUGAUUGGGCCUCACACAGGGCUCUCUCUGAUUGGGCCUCACACAGGGCUCUCUCUGAUUGGGCCACAGACAGGGCUCUCUCUGAUUGGGCCUCACACAGGGCUCUCUCUGAUUGGGCCUCACACAGGGCUCUCUCUGAUUGGGCCUCACACAGGGCUCUCUCUGAUUGGGCCUCACACAGGGCUCUCUCUGAUUGGGCCUCACACAGGGCUCUCUCUGAUUGGGCCUCACACAGGGCUCUCUCUGAUUGGGCCUCACACAGGGCUCUCUCUGAUUGGGCCUCACACAGGGCUCUCUCUGACUGGGCCUCACACAGGGCUCUCUCUGACUGGGCCUCACACAGGGCUCUCUCUGAUUGGGCCUCACACAGGGCUCUCUCUGACUGGGCCUCACACAGGGCUCUCUCUGACUGGGCCUCACACAGGGCUCUCUCUGAUUGGGCCUCACACAGGGCUCUCUCUGAUUGGGCCACACAGGGCUCUCUCUGAUUGGGCCACACACGGGGCUCUCUCUGAUUGGGCCUCUCUCUCCCUGCCAGCCUUCUAACCCCCAGCCACUGCUCCUGCUUUCAGGUCGUGGAGCGACCCGGAGAACCUCUACUCCAACGACCGCAGUAUCCUGACCCUGUCCCCCAUCGAGGCCAGCCACUGCUGACCCCCCCCCUCCCCUGGGGCCCCUGAUGGGGGGGGGUACCCCGCCUCACCUCUCGUUGGCCCCCCUCAGUACCAGUCGGUCCACCAGGGAACCACCAGCGUGUCUCUGGGAGACACAUGACAUUAACAGCUGACGCAGCGUGGAGUGUGCGUGGUGCCCGCCUGGUUUGAGCUGCUCCCACCGCACACACUCCACGUGGAGGGGUUCCCCAAACGUCCAAAAGACACGGAAUAGACUUUUGAUCGACCAAAACGUAUUCGGCUGGGAAUUGAAGCACAAAAUAGAUUUGCUCCAACCAAUUGCAAACACCCUUGCUGCAGAGGCUGGCCAAUCAGAAGGCCUCCCUGAAGCUCAGAGAUGGAGGAUCAGUAGGACCCCUGUCCCCCAUAGCCCCCCCCCCCCCUCCCCGGGUCUGGCAAUAGCUUUACUUGGGAGCCCAGCUACUCAAAGGCCUUAUCACGGUACCAAAGACCAAAGACACGAGUUAAUGAGAGAAAGCGCUUUAUUUUUGUGCCCGAUUGUACAGAAAGUUGAUUAUUGUAAAGACGACUAUUCUUAAUAAUAUUAUCAUUGUUCUGUUGAACAUUGUCCUCCUCUCUAGCUGAGGCCGGUGAGGGGUGGGGGGGAUAUAAAACAUAUCCUCAGAUCAUUCAUUUAAAGGAAGUUUACUCGUACAUCCAAAUCUCCCACAGUCCACAGUCCAUAAGUCCACAGUCCAGCAUCGCUUCCCUCCUCAAACGCCUUCAUCUCCAUUUGUUUAUGAUUUCACCCGAUGACCAAAACCAUCCUUGCACUAAAGGAAGUGACAUCACAGCCCUUAGAGGCGACCACAUCCUGCGAAGGCAAUGUCCCACUGAUCGACCGACAGAGUACUCUUUGGAGAUCGCCGUUGACAUGUUACGUUUAUUUCAGAAAAAAAAAAAUAUCAGGGUUUUAGUGUAACGAUGGUUUGUGCUCUGCACGGCUGCUCCUGAUCUCUGUCCCGGUCGGAGAACAUUCCGGCCCACACUGCUUCAAAGAGACAAUUAGGAUUUAGAAUGUAAAGUAAGUAAUGACUUUACAGGCAGAGCUUUUUGCACAUUUGUUUCAUCACAUGUCCCUUUCAUGUUAUGUUGGGUUUGCCUUGAUCCUGUCUUGCAUACAUUUUCCAUUGCAUACCGUUUUGUUCAUCAUUGAAAUCAUCACAAUCAUGUAAUAAUCGGCAUAUUGUUGUGCCAUGUGUUGCUUAUGUGUAUCUCCGGUACGGAUGGCUAGCCGCUCUCCUUAAGGAGCUUCUCCCCAGGACGCCCCUAGGCUGACCCAGCUUGUCCCUCCCUCCUGAUGAGGAGUCUGACCUUCUUGAUCUGAGGUGUCUGAGGAGGCCACAUCAGGGUGGGGGCCAGGAGCUGGGCAUGAUGAAGCGACUCCAGGUUAAUCUAAACUGAACCAAGCCAUCGAUGGCGGGUUGGGAACUCUUUUAAGACAACCGUUUUGAACUCGCUGUCAUCAACCCUGUUGCUCACACGGAACACGCGUUUGAAGAAUUGUUGUUAGCGUUGCGUGGCGUCUAUGCAAAGCAGUCGAAUUGUUAAACGGUUAUAGACUCACCGAUUUAUUUUUGUUGAACCAGUGGUUUCCCUUGAAUCACUUUAAAUCAUAUUUUGGGAAAAUGAAUACAUGUCUGAUAACACCUUUUAUAUAUUUAAUAUCACAGUGCAUCUUAUUCUGUUAAGUCGUGCUUGUUCUUUGCAUAUAUCUGUACAGCUUGAAUACGUCUUCUACCCAACAGAAUCCCCGUACUAUCCAAAUAGAUCACAAGGAAUCAUUGAUCUGUGAGGCAGUGGGGUUUGGGUGAGAACGGGUUGGGUCGUCAUGACUCACUUUGCUUUUUUCCAAAUAAUAUGAGAACACAAUGUCAUGAAAAUGGUAUCACAUUAAGAUUUUCUUAAGAAUGUUCUCAGCACUAUAUCUCGCAGCUGUUUAAGAAGGUAAUUUUCAGCGGUAUCUCUAAAUUUGAUCUGGUCUCAAACGGUGUACUCGUACUCAAACGGUUAUCGCACUGCAGGCAUUGAUCCACUGAAGCUGCAGAUGCAGCCUUUGGUGCAAUAUGUUUAGGAACCCACGAGAAUCUCCCAAAAAUCAAUGCAUUGAUGGACUGAUGAGGCAGAAAUAGAAAUAUGUGGGAAUAUUAUCAACCCCUCGGGUGAUCUGGAUCAGUGGUGCUCUCUUGUGACUUUGAAUAGGCAUAUCGAUCAUUAUAAAUAGUUAUUUAAGUGAAAAGAUGGGACAUAAAGAGCUUUUUUUUGUGGUCUGGUUAAAGUUAUGCUAGGGUGUAUUUCUUGCCAUUUUCUAGGUCUAUAAAAGAACGGAAGGCUUUUGGAAAGUAGUUUAGUGUUUUCUCAGUGGAUCGACCACAGGUAACAUUUUUGAAAACCUGAACAGGAGAAUGUCAACGUUUAUUUAUUGUUGUUUUAUCGAUUAAUAUGUCAGUGACUCACCAUCCACCUGUAAGACCAACGUCUUGAUACAAAUUAAGGAUUUUAAAUGUUUAAUGUGUUGGAAGACAUUGAUAUACCUCUCCCAUCUGCAAUAAUCGUGUCACUGCCCAGAACGCAGGCUACUCCUCUGCACCUUGUGUGUUUCUGUUUGAGCAUGUUUUGCUGUUUUUGUCUUCAUGCCUUCUCUGUAGGCUGUCAUAUGGCUGACGAUGUUAUUGAAAAGUUAUAUUUACGGAAUAAAUAAUUUUUUUAAAGAAUGAA